GUUCCUUCACUGUGGAAUUAGAAAACUAUGUUGAAGCAUUCCACUGAACAUUUUUACGCGUGUAUUGUUACGUUAUCAUAUGAAUGUAGUUUUUAGCUCACCUAACUAGCGUGUGUGUAUGAGAAUUAUGAACUUCACUACUUAGGUUCAAGAUUGUUAGUACCGUCAUAAAAAACCGAUAUUAACCUAGAAAUCAUUUUACUUUUACGAUGCCAGUCAGCAUUACAUCUUAUUUGCCCCAUUCACUAGUCAGAGAAUGUAUUGACUAUAGCGGUGUUCCUCGGCAAUUAAGUACAUAUAUAGCCUUUUUAAUCCACUGGUGAUACUAGGCUAAGCUCAUGUUCAAAUGCUUUUUAGAAUAACGCUGCCUAUCACUGAUAUGAGCAGAACAUCAGAGUCACAUGAGCUGAAUUCAUGUUCGGCGACUUCAAAAGAAGGUUAUUUUUCAGACACACUACAAGAUGCUCCAACUAUGAAUGAUUUUGUUCAAUCAGAAGAAAUUUCUCAUUCAUUAACGAUUGAUAAUACUGUUGAAAAUAAUGAAUAUGUUCUUCAUGAAAAGAACGAAGUAACUAAAGCAAACGAUGUAUUUCCUAGGGAUGAUUAUGAAUUCCUAGGAUUAUUAGAACAACAAAUCACCAAUAAAAAGACUCGAAUAACUUCUUCAAAUCUCAAUAAUUCAAUCAUGUUAAAUUUCGAUCCGUUAAUGAACGUCUCAGAACAUAAUGCUUCCCCACAGCUUUGUAAAUCAAUCGAUCAACUUUCUGAACAGCUAAUCACGACAACUCCUGAAUCGUCUAAUAAUAAUAGUACAAUCAAUGCAUCAUAUUAUAAUCGUACAGGUCAUUUAAUAAGUCCUAUUGGUAAUGAAGAAUUGAUUAACAUCGCUACAGCGUCACCUUCAGUGAUAACAACAACAACGUCAUCGUCAAUACCGACAACUGAAUCAACCGUGGCAUCUCUCUCACCUUAUGUUAAUAUUGAUAAGUUUAAUUCACCUUGUGAUGAUGUAAUUCAGUGUAUUACAACUACAGUUCCUGUUAAAACAACUUGUUCUACAGUUGUUGAAUUACCCAGUUCAUCUUCUUCUAUACUUACGAACAAAUCUUCUACAACUGGCGUAGCUAUCACAGCAAUUGCAAACACUACCACUUUCUAUUCACCAUGGAGACAUCGUAGUGUCCUAAAUCAAGCUUUAGGUGGAGGGGAUGGUGAUGAUGAUGAUGGAGGAGGAAACAGUUCACCGGAAUGGUCAUCUUUUUCAAUACCCAAUGACAAUAAAUUGCACGAAAUCAGUAUAAUACAAAAAGGUCAACUCGAAUACAAUCAUGAUAACAGUGAUAAUGAUUUGUGCGAGGAUUUUUCUAAUCAUAAUAAUAAGGAAGAAUAUGAAUCUACUACAAGGAAGAUUAAAGAGAAUUCUAUUCAUAAAACAACAAACCAUUCAGAGCUAGAUCUUCUUGUCAAUAUGUUAGAUCGUGUUGAAAUGAAAGAUGAUACGAUGCAAGAAAAUGAUAAAUCAACAAUUGUAACACAAAUUGUUCAAGAUUGUAAUUUGGCUAUGAAUGAAUAUAAAACUCCAGAAAUUCAAUCUUCUAAAUCUGUUACUCCAUCUUUAACAUUUGAUAUAAGAAAAUCUGAUAAUCUAUUCAACAAUAAGAAAUUAGUUGAUACAUCAAAAACAUCAAAUUUGACAUCAACACCAUUUCUUUUCAAUAAGUCAAUAUGUAUACCGGAAGAAUUUCAACAAAUGAAUGUCUUAGAUGUUCUACCAUACAAUACACCUGAUCAAUGUAUUGUCAAUCAUAAUACAGAUAUGAAUACUACACCAUAUACUAAAGACACUGGUGGUAUAUCUGGAUUUUUAUCAAAAGCUGCAAGAUCUGUUUAUUCACGUCUUAUAUCAUCUGGUUCAUCACAGUUAGCAUUGAAAGAUACUUCAUUAGUAAAUAAACCACAGAGUAUUAUUAAUUCAUCAUUCAUUGAAUCAUGUUCUGUAGGUAAUAAAGUUGAAUCAAUUAAAAAGGAAUUCAGCAUUGAACAAGAGAAACAUCAACAACAAUCUUGCUUAAAUGUAACAUCAUCAUUUGUUCAGUCUGAACAAAUCUCUCAACAAUUAUUAGAUGAUGAAGAGGCAUGGAAAACAGUCAGUUCCGUACAUGAUCUAAAUGGUUCAAUGGAGAUAUCUAGUAAAAUGGAGAUAACUGGUAGCUGUACUGAUGGUGAUGGUGCAAUGUUGUUAGGAAAUAAAGAAAAUGCAGAAUGUUUACAAGUCCAUAAGAUUAUACAUGAAGAUAUUGAUGAUGUGAGCAUGAAAAGUGAAAAUAAUUCAUCAACAUCAAAUAUAUCCCGAUCACCAUUAAAAGAACUACUUAAUAAUAUAAAAGAUGUGAAUACAACUGAUAACAAUAUUACUACAAAUGAUUUUGAUCAUAAUAAUCAAUCAUGUCAUGAACAUAAUGGAACUACUAGUACUACUACUACUACUUCUACUACUACUACUACCACUACUGUUCCUUCGAUCUCUUCUUCAUCACCUACGAAAUCUGCAUUAUCCAUUUCGAUUAAUGUUAAUAAUAGUGUAAUUGAGAAUCUUGAAAACAUUGAAAUAACGAAACAAAACUUACGUGAUGAAAUUACUAAGUUAAAAAAUGAAGCGGAUUUAUGGAAAUCGGUACUUAAAGAUUAUCAAUCUACUUAUAUCAAAGCUGAAACAAUCAUAUCAGAAUGUCAAUUAGUAGAAACUACAAAACUUAUACAUUUAAUUGAAGAACGUAAUGAAACAAUGGAUCAAGCGAAACGAAUGCUUGCUGUAUAUAAAGAUAUGAUGCAUCGUGUUGAACGUGCACAAAAUGUAUUACAAUUUGCAAAGAAGAAACAAGAAUCAUUAAAAAUGAAUUAUGAUAAGAUUCAUUCAAGUAUAUUGACAAUACAAGAGAAACAGUAUGAUUUUAUUAAUUCAUAUGAACAACAAUUAAAUAAUGCUUUAAUUAAUCAAGAUAAACAAAAUGAUUUAUAUGAAAGAAAAUUAAAUAAAUUAACAUAUGAACGUCGACAAACUGAUAUGCGUAUUUUAUCAUUAACUGAAGAAGUGAAACAAAAG
Molecule: messenger RNA, 3103 nt
Organism: Schistosoma haematobium
Lineage: Eukaryota; Metazoa; Platyhelminthes; Trematoda; Strigeidida; Schistosomatidae
Product: transcription elongation regulator
Exons: 10
Source: RefSeq, a predicted model, not a curated record